This is a messenger RNA of Kwoniella botswanensis, 948 nucleotides long. RefSeq lists its product as uncharacterized. Lineage: Eukaryota; Fungi; Basidiomycota; Tremellomycetes; Tremellales; Cryptococcaceae. The transcript has a single exon. Bases 1 to 948 code for a protein of 315 amino acids. The record is from RefSeq and is a predicted model, not a curated record.
AUGAGCACCAGUAUACAAGAUGAUACUCAAAGCGGCGAAACGCAACCUAUAGAGGUUAUCACUAAAGACGGUAUGAGGUUGAUCUCACCCUCUACUGCGCCGCCAGAAGAUGCAAGUAUCACACGCACGGAUCCAUACGAGGUGAAGCCUGCUAGAAGCUUUUACGACCUUCACCAAGUCAGGCAGGAAAUGAAACAUGCACCCUUGAAUGAAGGUCAUUUACCACCUUCAGAAAAGGUAUGGAGCUACUAUGCUGAUGAAGGUAGGAGCAGAACCCUCCGAGAUGGAUUUACGGAAUUUGUCGAUUUUGUGCAUAACAAGGGAAGCACUCAGAAGAAAAAGACUGUUGACAUACUUCGCUCGGGGCGGAGGGGAGAGGGGGAAAAUAGUGAUAUCGAUCGAGUCAUGUUCAGAUGGGGUUCAAGAGGUGAUCGAAAGAUUCUUACUGAGGAUGACCAAUCAUGGAAUCUUGUGGUAGAUAUGGGAGAAGAAUUGCAAUAUCCCCGAAGUAGAUUGAUAUCAUCUCGGGACGCUACGUUAAGUUUACCUAAUUAUACUGGACAGGGAUUAGAUUAUAGGAUGAUUCAUCAUCUACCAACUUGUCUUGCUCAAGCUUCCUCGAGAGAUGUUUUGACUAAAUUUAGGAAUCACCCAAGUACGCAAACUAUCAAAUUGACGGAUGUCGAUAGAUGGUUAGAAGAAUCUAUGGUGGAGCAUCUGCCUAAGAUCUUCCAAUGUGAAUAUAAGUCUUUGGAGGAGUAUGCAGAUUUAUCUGGAGCGAGGACUGGAGUACCUAUGCGAUGGGACAUUCUGGGAGAUGGAAUAGAAGGUACUACUUUGAUCCAUUCUAGAGCUGGAGAUGGGAAGAAGCCAGUGAUGAUGCCGGAGUUACAAUUGAGAUUCUCAAGUGCUUGGAGCGUGUUCAAGAAGGAGGAAAGAAAUGAGUGA